AUGUUGCCCACACCACACCUCAAGGAUGUCGAUUACGAGAAAAUCUACGAACCUUCGGAGGACUCCUUCUACCUACUAGACUGCUUGGAAGACCAGAAGCUGUAUCUAGAGAGCAAAUUCAAGAAUCAUGUUCCGGUGGUUGUUGAGAUCGGCACGGGAUCAGGCAUAAUCACGACGUUUCUCCUCCAGUGCAUCCUACAAGAGGCAUUAUACAUGGCCACAGACGUCAAUCCGAGCGCGUGCACAUGCGUGCUAAAGACCGCGUCGCACAACUGUCCCCACCGGGCGCAUUUGGUGGACUCUUUGCAGAUGAGUUUGGCCUCGGCCGUGCGACCGAACACAGUCGACAUUCUCGUGUUCAACCCGCCCUACGUUCCAGCGGAAGAAGUUCCCGAGUUGCUGCCUGAUGAUACCAAAGACACGCAAUGGCUAGACUUGGCGUUGCUUGGCGGCGAGGAUGGAAUGGUGACGACGUGGAAAGUCUUGAAUGGCUUGGACAGCAUACUUAGUGCUGGGGGGGUUGCUUAUAUAUUGUUUUGCGCGCGAAAUCACCCCGAGUCUGUUGCGCAACAGAUGCAACGGAGAGGCUGGAAGGUUGAUGUUAUCAUUCAUAAAAAAGCUGGUUGGGAGGUGUUGAGUAUACUUCGGUUCUUAAAAGCUUGA
Messenger RNA from Lodderomyces beijingensis, 663 nucleotides. The record is from the annotation of a GenBank genome assembly. Lineage: Eukaryota; Fungi; Ascomycota; Pichiomycetes; Serinales; Debaryomycetaceae.